This is a messenger RNA of Physcomitrium patens, 4130 nucleotides long. The record is from RefSeq and is a predicted model, not a curated record. NCBI's taxonomy places the organism in Eukaryota, Viridiplantae, Streptophyta, Bryopsida, Funariales, Funariaceae.
UGCCUGUGCCACGUGGCAUGGAAGUUACAGUUUUGGCUCUCACCCUGUCUGUCUGGGCCUGCCUUGCCUUUGCCUUGCCUGGGGUCGCUUUCCGGUGCUUCAUUCUUGCGGAUCUGGCAUUAGGGUUUGGUGCUCACCCCUAAACUCGCACCUAGUCUGUUUCCUUGUUUUGACUAUGCUCAAUUCUAUCCAAUUCCUGGCUCCCCCCCCCCCGCCCUGUAACCGCUCUCCUUUUCCUUUCGCCGUCCUCCGCUCAUUCCUCCACCCGCCUCUCUUCAUGUCACACCUCUGCCCUCGUCUUCGCCUUUUUCAUUGUUGCUGCUGAUUUGUCUUGUCUUGUCCCUUCCCUUCUUCUUUUCCCCCUUUUUCGUUCUCUGUCUGUGUGCUUCAUUUUCCCGCCUUCGUUUUGUUGCGCGCGCGUGCUGUUGCUAUGGCGGACUCUGGAGGCGUUUAUGGCAUGGCGCUUGGAUAGCGUUAUUGCGCUAGAAUGGAGAUGAUGAGGGGGAAGGUUGUGUAGGAAGGGGGGCAAGGAGGAGCAGCAUGAAGAUUGACGAGACGCCCCUGAAUCUUUACUUGAUCGAGCACCUAAAACCAUUGACUGAUGCAGACCCUACUUUGCUGUCUGACUAUGUUGCGGCACUGUUAAAGAAGAGUAAACCCAAGAAGGAACUUCAUACAUUGUGCGUGAAUCAGUUGUACGACAUUCUUGGAGAAGGUCAGUUCAUUGUCCACGGUUGAACCUGUCUCACUUGACAAGCUGCCUUCUCCUCUUAGUUGGGCCUUAUGCUCAGAGUCAAAACUGUGUAGUGUGGAAAGGAGCGGCUGUGGACAUUCGUGUACAGAUGGUUGGAAAGAAGGAUUUCUAUUAACCAUAUUGUACCAGCCUUGGUGGAGGAACAAAAUUGUUCGUCGUCAACCUCUUUCAUGCUCUUGACGACGGAACGAUUUCCUCCGGUAUGGAAGACCUAGCAGGUGUGAAGCUUCUGGACAACACGGAGUCCCUUACUGGUGCUGCAGAGAUCAGAAUAUCACCUUCUCAUGUAGAGAGGCUACCGAGUGCCGGCGCUCAGGAUUGGGAGGACGAGCUGGAGGAAGAAGAAAGCAGUGAUGACGAUCGGAAUCACAAGCAUCGGCGCCGAGUUUCUCGUUCCCGGUCUGCAGACAGAGUAGACGAACCUAAUGUUUCUCGGUACAGUGGAGGUGGUUCAAACGAUCUAAAACGCCAAGCCGGUGACCAUAGGAGAGGAGGAGGUCAAUCGGACCGGGAAAGGUCGUUAAAGUUUGAUAGACGAUCAGGUCGUGAUGCAGGAGGUCGGUUCAGCAAUGGAGACCAAGCGGAACGGGGUCUAAUACGAGGGGGCGGUCCUCCGUUUCGGGGGGACGCACCGAACGUGCGGCUCGAUGGAGUGCGUAUGGGUCGCGGCAGAGGGGCUGGCAAUUGGGCUGGUCCUAUACCGCCUCCCUUUGCCGACGCACCGCCUCUCUUGCCCCCAAAUGCAGGCUUUUUCCCAAACGGCAGGGGCUUGGGUGGGCUAGGGACUGGGUGGCCUGGAGGAUUCGGGCACAUGGGUGGCAUGGGAGCUGGUUCGUUGGAGCUCUCUCAUGGUGGGCGAGGACCACCCGGAGUUAUGAACCUAGGGAUGGGAAUGGGCAUAGGACCUGUGCGACCGAGGUGCCUGGAUUUCGAAGAGCGAGGAUUCUGUCUUCGAGGAGAUCUGUGUCCUAUGGAUCAUGGUUCCCACAUCGUCGUGGAAGAUGUGCAGAGCCUGUCCAAGUUCAACUUACCAGUCAACCUGUCAAAUGGGCGAGGUAUGGCCGUGGCGGCCGGGCAGUUGGCAGCCUCCAAUACCAUGCUACCCGCUCCUGCACCUGCAAGUUCACGGGGGAGCCGGGGUAACCGGGAGCCAAGUAUUUCCCCAUUGGAAGCCCCGAUCAUGGUGAAUGGUCAAGUGCCUGGUGCCGAACCUGACCUAUACGACCCUGAUCAACCGCUUUGGAACAAUGACAGACCCGAGGCGACGGGAAGGAUUAGAAAGUUGUCAGCGUUUCAGGCUGAACACUCUGAAGUGGGAAAAGAGAAAGCAGAACUAAAGAAGAGCACGGAGGGACGAGGGAUUGAUGGUGGCAAUAGAGGUGCCAACAGCAGCGGCUUGCAUGGCGGAGACGCAGGGUCGACUGUGUGGGAUCGUAUUGGGCCUGUAGAUGUAAGUGCUGCUAGUGGGGAGGCAAAGGUAGAGGAACAGCGGAGCCAGGGGAGAGGAGUUUCGUGGCAGCCAGGAAGAUGGGGUGACCGUGAAUCUGAUAGCGGAGCCACCAACCUGAAUACAAAUCCUGGGCGAGUACGAGGCGCUGCGGGGUGGGCAGAGGUAGGUCUUCCAUUGAACCGCUCAAAAGAGGGUACCAACUUGGGGCCACGCGCUCCUGGGCGCAGCACAGAACGUGCUCAACGCACACUCUAUGUGAACUGCAUACCUCCCAAUUCAAAUCAGCAAGAAGUCUUGCUGACGCACUUUGAAAAGUUUGGACGUGUUGUGGAUGUUCGAAUUCCGUCACACAGUCACAGAGCCUUUGUCCAGUUUGCCACUCGAGAAGAGGCAGAGUCGGCACUGGCUUCCCCCGAUGCUGUAUUGGGGAACCGUUUCAUACGAUUGUCGUGGGCCAACCGCGAUAGUAUCACUAGUGACAAUGGCGCUUCCACUUCUUCUACUGGUCAGCCACCAACCACUGGCUCUGAGCCUGCAGGUAGCCAUGCUGCACAGUUGGUAAAAGGUAGGGGAAAGCUGAGUUUGACUGGUCUGAAUAAAGUCGUUGCCGGCCUGUCAGGAGCGUCAACCGUAGAAGGCAGCAACAAAGCUACGACGUUGAAUGGUUCCGCAUCUUCCGUGCCCAGCCCAGUAGCUGUGGCAUCAAAGAAGCAGGAGGAACUUGAGCUAAUGCGUGAGAAGAUUCGUCAGAAACAAGAGGCCCUCGCUCAGAAACGCGACGACUUUCGGCGGAAGCUAAACAAGCUCGCCAGCCAGGGAGUCACAGGAGCGGAAGACUAUCAAGGAGAUCAUGCCAGGAAGCGGCAGAAAGCAGACAAUUUUGGCGACUUGCGGCCGUGCAAAGUUGAUGCUGCUGUUAGGAGUUUGCCUUCUAAUUUUGGUCUCAAGAAGAUCAAUGCAGUGGAUGUCACGCAGGUAGGAGCGUCUCAGGUGUCAUCGAAGCCUACAAGGUCUCCCCACCCUCGAACAGCUUCAGGGACGUCUACAGGACAUUCCGCAGUUGCUUGGGGCCCUGCACGAUUCAAACUCGAUAAUCGCACCACGGCUUUCAGAGUUCUACCUCCAUUCCCGUUCACAGUUUCUGAUGUUGCAGCUGUAAGAGACCAUUUCGCCGCAUUUGGUGAGCUGUCAAGCGUGGAAGUUGAGGCUGCCGAGGGUCACAAAGCAGACUCUGAACAUACGUGGAGCCCGAACAGCUCCAUACGGAUAAGCUACACAACCCGAUGGAGUGCGGAAAGAGCCAUGAUGCAGGGCAGAUGUUUUCACGGGCAGUCGUUAAAUCUGGUUUGGGUCUCUGCUGCUUCAACUAGUCGACCAUCAGAGAGUCCUGCCCCCGCCGGCAAGGUCGCUCCGGCCGAGCACGAGACCACCGGUAGAGGCGGCGCCAGCGAAGUUAGUGAGGAAGCAUCUGCUGAAGAGGUGCACCACGUGGAAAGCAAGCUAAACUUAAAAGAUAAAGCUCAUUUAAUUCCCGCUCGGGUGGUGGAUUCACCAAUAACACCAGAUGCCUGAGAUGUAACAGACAUAAUUGCACUUGUCAAAAUAGUUCUGGAUGUAUCAGGAAUCCCAUUCUGCGUUGGGAAACAUUCGAUUGCCUCAUAAGUAACGAGGUCCGCUCGACACAUUCAGUGCAGCGUAGACUGUAAUAUGUAAGCCUUUCAGUUUUCAUCUUAUGUCUUUUUCUUUUUCUUAGGACUCUCAGUUGGCAUUAAGUCAAGCCAGACGUAGAGCUCAUGAUCAAUUUGUGCAGUCAAAGAGCAAUUUUUGAAAUUAAUAUAAAAAAGUCACGAGGCUGGUUGUAAACAGCCAAGCAAGGUGGUUGUGGCUGCUUACUGCCACUUCCAGGUCACUUGUCAUUCCAAAUCA